UAUAAAAGGAGUUAUGAAGUCGAUACAAGGCAGUCUCACUGAAAUUCCAUUAAUUCCAUCUAAUAGGUGACCUUGAGAAAAAGAAAGCAACCUGAUAAAUAAUGGUAAAGGAGGAAGUUGAGGUAGACGUGGAGAUCAAAUCUCCGGCUAAUAAGUUCCACAUGUUCGUCGGAAGAUUACAACAUGUGCCCAAAGCCACUCGCUACAUUCAGGGAUAUGAUUUGCUCGAAGGGGACUGGGGCAUGGUUGGAAGCAUAGUCUUGUGGAAACUAAUUUCUGAUGGAGAGACAAGAGUGUCGAAAGAUAGGAUCGAGGCGAUGGAUUUUGAGAAGAAAGUGAUUCAGUGGAGAGUUUUAGAGGGACCUCUUAAGACAGAAUACAACAGCCUCUUGAAAACGAUGAAGGUGAGCCCUAACCAUGGAGGACCAGGAAGUACGGUGAAGUGGAACGUGAAGUACGAGAGGAUUGAUGAGAACGUCGCUCACCCUGAGAGACUGCUCCAGUUCUUGGUCGAAGUGACUAAACAGGUCGACGGAUACCUCUUAUCUGAGGAAUAAAGGGUCUUCGGCUGGCAAAUUGGCAAUAUGCCAAUAUCUAAAUAAUUAAUGCUUUCUUGUGAACUUAAGAAUUAGAAUCUGUAAUUUCUUGUUUUUAUUACUCAAACAUAAGGUGCAUUUAUAUAUGAGAAUUACAAAGAGAUAAAA
Brassica oleracea var. oleracea is the source of this 704-nucleotide messenger RNA. RefSeq names its product MLP-like protein 165. The coding region runs from base 102 to 557 and encodes 151 amino acids. The record is from RefSeq and is a predicted model, not a curated record. Gene Ontology annotation, biological process: defense response. The transcript is spliced from 2 exons. NCBI's taxonomy places the organism in Eukaryota, Viridiplantae, Streptophyta, Magnoliopsida, Brassicales, Brassicaceae.